This is a messenger RNA of Teleopsis dalmanni, 888 nucleotides long. Its product is annotated as farnesol dehydrogenase-like. Lineage: Eukaryota; Metazoa; Arthropoda; Insecta; Diptera; Diopsidae. Gene Ontology annotation, molecular function: oxidoreductase activity. The record is from RefSeq and is a predicted model, not a curated record. The transcript is spliced from 2 exons. Bases 72 to 824 code for a protein of 250 amino acids.
UUAAGCAAGCAGGUUGGUUUGUGAAUACGUUUCAACACAACAAAAAAAAUUUAAAUAAAACAAAAAUAAACAUGGACCGUUGGCAAAAUAAAGUAGCUGUGGUAACCGGUGCCAGUUCCGGUAUUGGUGCUGCUAUAGUCAAAGACUUAGUCAAUGCUGGAUUAAUUGUUGUUGGUUUGGCACGUCGUGUGGAACGCGUUGAAGAACUGAAAGAACACGUGCCCAAAGAAAAACAACAAAAUUUACAUGCACGUCAAUGUGAUGUAUCGAAAGAGGAUUCGGUUAAUGAAGCAUUUGAUUGGAUCGAAAAGAAUCUAGGUGGUAUUGAUAUAUUAGUGAACAAUGCUGGUACUUCUAAACUAGGAAAUUUAUGUGAACUUGAAUCAAGUUUUGUGCAAAAUGUUCUACAGACCAAUGUUAUGGGCGUGGUAUAUUGUACUAAACGUGCAUUCAAAUCAAUGAAGGAACGUAACUUUAAUGGACAUGUUUUAAUAAUCAACAGUGUUUGUGGACAUUCAGUUUUAAAUACUACGAUUGCUAAGUCGCCAUCAAUUAAUAUAUACUCUGCAUCUAAAUAUGCUGUGACUGCUAUGACAGAAGUUUAUCGGCAAGAAUUUAACAACUUGGAAACCAAAGUGAAGAUCACAAGCAUUAGUCCUGGUUUGGUUUCAACUGAACUUGUUUCAGAUGGCUUAAAGCAGAGAAUGGCUGAUCGUAUAUUACAGCCCGAAGAUAUUUCUAAUGCAGUUUUAUUUGCUAUAUCAACACCGCCACAUGUACAAAUUCAUGAGCUGACCAUAAAGCCUGUCGGAGAAAUUUUUUAACCUUAGAAAAACCAAAUUUUUAAUAAUUUUGUGAAUAAAACUUUGAAAAGAUUUUGCGUAUUUA